CACAGCACCUCCUCCGCAGGGCAUCCUCCGCAGGGCAUCCUCCAGUCCCUUCCUGCUCCUGAUUCCUACAAGCAACCAGGAAUCAUUCUCUUCUCUUCAGUUCGUUCAUCACUUCCCAUCAGCUCUCGAUGAGUCAUGGCUUCCCCAUCGCCCCUCGAUUACCGGAGGCUGCCUGACGUCGAUGACACCGACAGCUGGUCCGACUCAGGGGUGAGAAGGAGAAACGGGGACGAUGCUGGCGCAUGGCUGACUGCCCAUCCGCUGUGUUGAUGCAGUACGCGCACAGGAAGCCUCUUCGUGCAGCGAAGAAGCGCGCGGACAUUCAAACGACCAUUCGGGAAAAGAAUGAGGUCAGCGAAAGAAAGUGAGUGACUGUUCAUCCGCAGAGGCGUGUUCUUGUUUGCAGCAUGUGGCUGAGCCGGCCGGCAAUGUGUGGUGCUGCUGCCUUGGAGGCGCAAUGGUCAGACAUGCACAUCGUGACGGCGCAGACACACCACACACCUUUGUCUGUUGCGGCUUUCAGCUGAUGGAGAAGAUCGCAGAUGCGUGCAAGAAGAACCGGUUAAAAGACCUGAGGUCGGCUCACGUCCACGACCACGCGUAUUUCGGCUCUUUUUGCACGUGUUCUGGCCGCCUUUGUGCAGGAUGGAGCGUCGCUUCAGUGAGGCCAUGUUCGUCAAGGCGUUCGAGCGGGGCAAGAACUGCUUCAUCUUCAGAUUUGGCACCGUCGUGUGCUGGGACUUCAACGCUGACGAACGACAAGUGAGAGAGGGAGGGAGGGAGGGAGGGAGACCGUGCCCAGAAAGUGUGGAAUCUUUGUCCUUGGGUUUGUUCGUCAGCGUUUGGUGCAGCUAUUGCUGCCCUUCAUAGUGGAGGUGCUGACCGAGAAGCAGCGCGAGGAAGACGACAUGAGUUACGUCUGGUGAGCAUUCAGCGAGGCGGCCCACCUACCUGUCUACUGCAUGAAUGCACGUGUGGGGCCUGGCAGGGGCGACAAGCCGCAGAUCCGCAAAGACACCAUGCACCUGGUCAGCACAUUCACCCACACAGUCGCGAAAAGGGCCGAGUGUGUCAGAGGCCGAGCCGAGAGACCCUAUCUCUCACCUGCCGAUGCGCGCUGUGUGUGCAGGUGACGUCGGACAUGUUUGAGAAGCUGGCGUACAGCUAUGCCUUCGCCCAGAGCGUCAAGCUGACGGUGUUUGAGGAGGUCAUCGAGAACACCAUCGAGUCGACCAGAAACAUACCAGGUAUGAACCUAGACAGACACACGCAUACACAGACACUCAGACACACCGACACACAGACAGAGACAGAGAGAGGCAGACAGAUACACAGACAGACACAGACACAGACAUAGACACAGACACAGACAGACACACAGACACAGACAGACACACAGACACAGACAGACAGACACACAGACAGACACACAGACAGAAAGAGAGAGCGAGUACACAUGGUUCUUUGUCGGCCCCAUGUUCAUACAUGCAGAGGGUUUGAUGAAGACUGGCAAGAUCCAUCUGAAGCGCGAGGACAUCUCCAAGAAGAUCGGCGAGUUGUUCCUGCAGCGCUGCUACGUCAACCUGCACACCGACAUCCUCGACACACCUGGUAGGCCAGGCCAAGAUGGCCGGGAGGCACACAGCAAUGCCGUUGUUGGCUCGCUGUCUGAGUGCAGACAUCUUCUGGGAGUUUGACGAGUUUGAGGGCACAUACUCGUGAGCGACAACCGAUCAUCGGUGGCCACGCAUAGCAUACACACCUGGGCGUUUGGUGCUGUUCUGCAUUCAGUUCAUGUCGUGGCUACCUGGAGAUCACCAAACGAGUCGAGAUCCUCAACCAGCGGUAGGGAGACAGCCAGGGACGGACAGCAGCAACCACUCACUCACUCACUCCUGCGAUCGCAUCGGUGUCUGUCUGUGUCUGUGUGUGGCAUCGCAUGUAGGCUGGACAUCAUAAAGGACCUGUAUGACAUGCUCCACAACGAACUCACCAUACAGGUCAGCAAGUGAAGCCGACCCACCAUGACGAUGUGUCCCGGGCUCCCCCCUCACUCCUCCUUCGUGUGUGUAUGUGUGUCUGCCUGCCUGCCUGCAGCAUGGGUACAAGUUGGAGUGGAUUGUCAUCUACCUCAUCUGCAUUGAGGUCGCCAUCGAGGUCAUCUGGAACAUUCUCAUCAAGGACGUCUUCGGAUGGGUCUAGCCGAGUUGAUGUCGGUCACCCGGGCGGCUUGUCCGUCGCCUCUUGUCGAGUGUUGCCGCCUCACUUUUUCGAUCGUCAGUAAGGCCCGUGUGGCGUGUUUUUUCGGGCGGUUUUCGACGUCACGUGGGUGAAGGGGGACGCAGCUGUAUGCAUGACGUAUUACAUGCGCGACACAUUGGGUUGAUGGAUGGACUGAUGUGAUCAAGUUGUUACUACAAUGA
Messenger RNA from Vitrella brassicaformis, 2423 nucleotides. NCBI's taxonomy places the organism in Eukaryota, Vitrellaceae. The record is from the annotation of a GenBank genome assembly.